GGACACAAAGUUAAGGGGAGUGACCUCAUCACACAGGGCAGUACAGACUCACGGACGCUUUGCUGGGCAAACACCCACCAUCCGAGUCUCUCUGCGCUGGGUCCUGCGCUGCCCAGCUUGUGGAUCUCAGAGAGCUGGUGGGGGUACAGCAUGUAGAAGACACAGAGUAAAGGGGCGUGAAUACAACACACAGGGCAGGACUCAGGGGUUCUGAGGACAGACUCACGGAUGCUUUCCUGAGCAAAUAAACACCAUCUAACUCUCUCUCUCUGCUGGGUCCUGCGCUACCCAGGUGAGUCGCGACAAUGGGCAGAGGGAUUCCCAGGCAGAGGUAAGAACCCAGAGGUCCUAGAUCCAGCCAGGAAUCUAGAACCCAUAGACUGAGUUUGAACACAUUGAGAGGCUUACAAGAAAUGAGAUUCCAGAUCCAGCUAGUGAUGCAGAACCCAAGGGAGUCAAUGAGGUUAGAACAGAUUGUGCAGGGCUGGUAGCACGGCUGUGGGGCAGGGAAGUAGGUCAGUGGAUUGAGGCUUCCUGUGUCACAUUGAGGUGAGAAGAACCCUGCCCAUUCUCACAAGUCAGGGUGUAGCAACAAUUCCUGUGGCAGGCAGAUGAGCUCAGAAGACAGUUUUGGGUGGGUGGCUUUGUCCAGCUUGUAGCAGUGACUUCCACCAUCACCAACUCCUGCAUGAUUGGAGUCAACAACACCUAUCCCCACCUCCCUGAGCCAGCCAGUCCCUGCCCUGGAGACAGAUUGGAGCUGGCAUCUGCUAGGGGGGGAAAAAGCCUUGUGUCCCAUUCCCCACCCCACCCCGAGCCGGUCCAUCACCCAGAUUACAGCUGUGUAUUUGACCUACUAGACUGUCCCCUUCCCCACUCCUCCCACAUUUGUUAGCACCCUUUUCCUCCUCUGCUGCCCAUAGUCCUAUCUUGUAGCAGGGAGUUCCACCGGCUAUAGCCCAGUUACGGAGAAUAUCCAGCCUGGAUAUUGUGGAGGACCAGAGGGUGCCCAGCUAGGUCCUAUCCAAUAGUGAGUUCCUAACCUCCUCUGUUAUUGCUUCAUUCCUCCUCCUCCACUCUUCCCUUUCCCCUUCACGGUCAUCCCUUCCAACUCCUCUUCUGUCUCUCCCCAGGGCACCAUGGACCAAGGGAACACGACUCUCCCAUCAACCACUCAGGUGAGUUCCAGUCAGCCCCCAGCAGCAGUGAACACCGCUCACCUGGCCUCUGCAGUGUUGCUCUUCCCCACCUUCCUGGUGGGUGUGCUGAGGAACGGGCUGUACCUGUGGGUGCUGGGGCUGAAGAUGAGGAGGACGGUGACCACCCUCUGGUUCCUCUCCCUGGUCUCCUGCAACCUCCUCUUCACCCUGAUGACCCCCUUCUUCAUCGUCUACCUCCUCAUGGAUUUACACUGGGUCUUCGGCACAGCCAUGUGCAAGCUCCUCUAUACCUUCAUCUCUGUGGAUAUGUUCACUUCUGCCUUCCUUCUCACCCUCAUCAGCCUGGACCGCUACAUCCUCACUCACCAUCCCAUCUGGUCCCGGAAUCACCGCACCCUCCCCCGUGCUGGGAAGCUGAUUGUGGGUCUGUGGCUGGCCUCCUUCGGUCUCAGCGCUCCCUACCUGGCUUUCCGGGAGACCCGUGAGGUGGAUGGGGGCAGGAUCAUCUGCAUCAGUAAUUACACCCUCUCCAGAGACUGGAAUGGAGCCGAGAUGCGGGAACUGGGCAGACAGGUCCACCAGGCUUUCUUCAUGGUUGAGUUCCUGCUGGGCUUCCUGCUGCCCUUCUGCACCAUCAUGGGAUGCUAUGUCCACGUUGGGCUGAAGAUGAGAGAGAAGAAGCUGGUGUGGGCAGGGAAGCCCUUCAAAGUCAUAGUGAUCGCGGUGGUUUCCUUUUUCCUCAGCUGGCUGCCCUACCACCUCUACUAUGGAUUGAAGCUCUACAAGGAGGAGACAGAGUUAGUGAGAGGCCCCCUCUUGAUCAUUUACAUCUUGUCAUGCAGCUUCAACACCUGCUUCACCCCCAUCCUCUAUCUCUUUAUGGGGGAGAAGUUCUGGCAGGUCUUCAGAACGUCUCUUGUCACUCUAGUCAAGGCGGCUUUUGCUGACGAUCUUGGCAGCAGUGGCCCCGAGUCUAGUGGAAGACAUGGGUCAGAAGCUGAGAACACAAAACAAGGUGGUCAGACUUAGGGAGAGUUGAAAACUUGACAUUCUCUUUGUCCCUAGAUUCCUGACAGUUCUAAAUCCUAAUGGGUUCCAAGUAUCUAACUGUUCACGAACCCUGUAAUGUCCCUGGAUUCUAGAUUCCCUCCUCUCUCUAGAAUCCCAUGCAUUCUAGGUCACUCAACUUUUUCAAACUCAAUUUGUCAUCAAUGGCACCAGAUCAGUAGCCAGCCUCAGAAUCUUGUUUGUUUUAGAUCUCUCAAUGUGUUCUCAUCUAAUUGAUUCUCUUGGAUUUUGCAUCACUAGCUGGUUCUGGAAUCUCCUUUAUAGUAAGCCUCUUAAUGUGUUCAAACUCAAAGUCUAUGAGUUCUAGAUUCCCAACAGGAUCUAGGACAUCACUGGAUUCUAGACUGCUUUCAAACCCCAUAGAAUCCAACAGGUUCCAGAUUGUUUGCUAAAAGUCUCAAUGGGGUUCUAGAUUUCCAAAUGGUUUACAAUCCAUUAGGUGUGGUAUAUUAUAUAAGGGUCUAGUAUCAGGGGAUAGCUGUGUUAGUCUAGAUCUGUAAAAGCAGCAAAGAAUCCUGUGGCACCUUAUAGACUAACAGAUGUUUUGGAGCAUGAGCUUUUGUGGGUGAAUACCCACUUCGUCGAAGGGUCUGUAUAUUGCUAUAGUGAUAUCUAGAUCUUCUCUAGUGCUUGUCAUGAGUAGAUCUCAAAGAACUUUAGCAAGGAGGUCAGUGGCAGUCUUCCAGUUUUCACAAAUGGGGAAACUGAGGCACGGAGUGGGGAAGUGACUUUGCCAAGGUCAUCCAAUAGAACCUUUGGUCCAUCCAGUGGCACGACCCAGAACAAACCCAUGUCAGCUGUGUCCCAGCCCAGGUCUCUGUCCAUGGAUCCCCUUAGAUUGUGAGCUGUCUGGGACAGACACUGUGUUUUUGCUCUGUGUUUUGUGAGGUCCUGAGCCAGGAUUUGGGGUUCCCAAUGCUACCAAAAUAAAAGAUAAUAAUAAAUAAUAAUUCCCGGGCAUUCCUUGAACUACAUACAUUCUGUAAGUUUUCUGUGGUGGCUCUGACAUAAUUUACAAACACUGUGUGACCCACUCACUGGGAUAUUUAGUGUGGAGAGUCUCUGGCUUAGUUUAAGAGUGACCAGUCAGGAAAAGAAGCCAGGAGAAUGAAGAGCGAAGAGCAAAGAAACCACCUGCCCAUGAACAUUCAGGGUAGUGAAGAGGUAACGUCCAAGCUAGUAACCGUAUCGCUGUACGGAAUGUGGAUGACCAUUCUUAACAUUAUGGAUACCAAUAUUAUGAAAUUGCAUGAAUUAUACCAGAUAUGCCACGUAAGAUAUUAGUGGUAAUAUAUGAUUUUCUAAAUAUAGUAAGUUUGUUUAUAUGUAUGUGUGAUAUAUGUAGUGUGAGUUAUAAAUAUGUGCGGUAUAUUGAUAGUGUGCUGUGUAUCUGGGUGAAACCCCCAGAUAGAUUGGCAUUAGCACUGCCUAGACUGUUGGAUGACUCAUCAAGGGAAAUCAUUGUACAAUAAACCCACUGAGAGAAGCCGGGGGCUAUGCGUUUGAGUCAGCGGGACUUGUUGGGACAUGCCUGUGGACAGGAGACUCCUAGAGCUUUUCCGUACCUGCAUGCUGGGAACUUGUGUUUGGGACAGAGGAUGUACCCAGGAUAGAAGAUGGCAGAUGCACCUUCUCCAUUUUGUCUUCAAUCAUCCUUUCAACUCUGAAGUAACUUCUCUACAAACUGCACCUCUGAACAAAGGACUGAAUGACCAAUCCAAGCUUUGGGUGUGUUCCAGGGGGACUUUACAAGCCAGCAAACUGACCACUGAUAAAUGGGCUUUGAAGUGUCUGUGUGUAUCUGAUUGCUUGGAACCAUUUAAC
Molecule: messenger RNA, 4052 nt
Organism: Gopherus flavomarginatus (Mexican gopher tortoise)
Lineage: Eukaryota; Metazoa; Chordata; Testudines; Testudinidae
Product: probable G-protein coupled receptor 33
Exons: 2
Coding region: 1140-2189 (349 amino acids)
Biological process (GO): complement receptor mediated signaling pathway; phospholipase C-activating G protein-coupled receptor signaling pathway; positive regulation of cytosolic calcium ion concentration
Cellular component (GO): plasma membrane
Molecular function (GO): complement receptor activity; G protein-coupled receptor activity
Source: RefSeq, a predicted model, not a curated record